AUGGAAGUUGUCACAAUUUCGAUAUUUAUUAUCGAGGUUCAGUGCUCUUUAGUUAAUGAAAAGCUUGUUUCAGAAGAGCACAGUCUUCGUGAUUACGCUAAUAUCUUUAGUCGGUUUACAUUCUCCUGGAUGACGCCGUUAAUGCAAAAAGGUUAUAAGCAGUACCUUACACUCUCGGAUCUUCCUCCUUUACCUAGUUCGCUAAAAACAGAGAACAUAUCUAAAAUUCUAAAGGCAAACUGGGAGAAUGAAAGGUUGAAAAACUGGAAGCACCCAUCAUUGUUAAUGUCAUUAGUGAAGGCAUUUGGAAGACCAUUCUUUCUUGGUGGACUUUAUGAAUUGAUCAAAGAUUUCAUUAGAUUUAGCCAACCACAACUAUUGAAGAACCUUAUCAGGUUUGUUCAAAGGUAUGGAGAAGAUAAAGCAGCUGCUCCUCUCGCUGAGGGAUUUCUACUUGUUAUUUCAAUGUUUGGACUCUCGGUUCUUGAAUCUUUCUGUCUGCAUCAGUACAUUGAGAAGAUUAUGGAUAUGGGAAUUAAAGUUAAGUCUUCCUUAAACACUUUUAUAUAUCAGAAAUCUUUAGUUUUAUCCAUUGAGGCUAGACAAGAGAUGACAACAGGUGACAUAGUUAACCUUAUGUCGGUGGAUACUCAACGGUUGCAGACAUUGUGCAAUAAUUUGCAAAUAAUAUGGUCCGGACCAGUUCAGAUUGUUCUUUGCUUGGUAUCCUUGUACAAGCUUAUGGGAAAUUCCAUGUGGAUGGGUUUGCUGGUUUUGUUAUUUACAAUUCCAAUGAAUACUGUCAUUUCGCGUGCUUUAAAAACUCUUCAGCACAGGCAGAUGAAAGUUAAAGAUGAAAGAACCAGCUUGAUAUCAGAAAUUUUGAGUAAUAUCAGCUCUCUCAAGCUUUAUGCCUGGGAAAACCCGUACAGAGAACGCCUAAUGGAGGUGAGAAAUGAUAAAGAGUUAAAGAACUUACAGGAAAUCGGCGUUUAUCAGGCUGUGAAUCAAUUCAUCUUCAACAUGGUUCCAUCAAUUGUUAGUACUUCCACCUUUGCCGUGUUUAUUAUAAUAUAUUCUGGAACACCUCUAAGUACAGAUAUUGUGUUCACAGCGAUAUCUUUGUUUAAUUUGUUGGAGUUCCCGCUCACGGUUUUACCUUGGGCUAUAAGUGACUUUAUUGAAGCACAAGUUUCUGUUCAGCGUCUUACAAAAUUCUUUAUGAGUGAUGAAUUAGAUUCUUCUUCUGUUUUAAGACUCCCAGCAGAUCCCAAAUCCAACGAUCCAGUUGUUCAGGUUAGUGAUGGAACUUUCUUAUGGUCUCAGAAUCCAGAGAAAAUUGCACUUACCAAUUUCAACUACAGUGCUAAACUUGCUACUUUGAACUGCCUUGUUGGAAGAGUUGGUUCAGGUAAGUCUGCAGUUCUUCAAGCAAUUCUAGGAAAUUUGAAUAAGCGAACUGGAAAAAUACUUUUGAAGGGAACCGUUGCAUAUGUUCCCCAGAUUCCUUGGAUUAUGAAUGGAACUGUUAAGGAAAAUAUUAUUUUUGGAUUCAGGGAAGAUCCAGCGUUCUAUAAGAAGACUAUUGAAGCUUGUGAUCUAUCACGAGAUCUCAGCAUUUUUCCAGAGGGAGAUAUGACACAGGUUGGCGAAAAGGGCAUCAGUUUAUCCGGAGGUCAGAAAGUUCGGCUAGCGUUAGCAAGAGCGGUCUAUUCCAGAGCGGAUAUCUUCAUCUUGGAUGAUAUUUUGAGUGCUGUUGAUGAACAUGUCGGAAAGCACAUCAUUAAGAAUGUGCUUGGAUCCACGGGUUUGCUAAAAUCAAGAUGCAGGAUUCUGUGCACGAACAAUUUACACGUUUUGAAAUAUGCAGACCAAAUUACUGUUCUUUCUAAUGGCAAUGUUAUGGAAGAGGGAAGUUAUGAGAGUUUGAUCAACUCAGGAGCAAGAUUAUCUUCAUUAAUGAGGGAAUUCGGAACAGAGAAGGAUAAGGAGCAUUUCGAUCAAGAGGUUCUGAAAGAUAAAAGUUCUGAAAGCUCUUCGGCAACAUCGUUAUUUCCAGAUGAGGCUUUAACUGCACGUAAGCACAAUACUACUCUUGAAAAUGCCAGAUUGGAAAACUAUAAGGAUGCAAUUGUGAAAGUGGAGCGAGCAAAGGCCAAAUCAGGUAGGAGUGAACACACGCAAAAGGGAAGUGUGAAAUGGGAGGUGUAUUUGUCGUAUAUGAAGGCAUGUGGAGUUUGGAAUGUGUUGUUGUUCAUGCUCUGCAUUGUUAUAUCCAUGGGAUUGUCUGUGUUGGCCAAUGUUUGGUUGAAAUAUUGGUCCGAACUAAAUAGCAGAGAGGGUGGAAAUCCAUCUCCUUGGAAGAACCUUGGAAUAUACUUUGGCAUAUGUCUAUUCACUGCAAUUUUCAGUCUUUGUGAGACCUUGGUUCAAUGGCUUUUGUGCUCGAUCUCAGGCUCAAAGAAGAUGCAUCAAAAGAUGUUGGAUUGUGUACUUCGAGCUCCAAUGGAGUUCUUCGAGACAACACCAAUUGGCCGCAUUUUGAACAGGUUUUCUAACGAUAUAUCAAAGAUAGAUGAGUCAUUGUUUAGAGUUUUUGCCAACUUCUUUGGAUCCGCCGUCAGGGUUGGAUUCACAAUUCUCGUGAUUGUUCUUUCCACGUGGCAGUUCAUCUUGUUUGUUAUACCCCUUGGAUUCAUUUACAGGUAUUUCCAGAUGUACUAUUUGUCGACAUCACGUGAAUUGAGGAGAUUGGAUUCCAUCACAAGAUCUCCAAUCUUCGCUCAUUUGCAAGAAACAUUGAAUGGUGCUGAGACAAUCAGAGCAUACGAUCAGUCCGACCGUUUUGUUUUUCUAAGUUGCUACAAGAUGAAUCGGAACAUGAGUGCAUACCAUCCUUCGAUGACAGCAAAUAGAUGGCUAAGUAUCAGAUUAGAGUUUAUCGGUUCACUAAUAAUUUUGGGAGCUUCUGGACUUCUCAUACUGACAUUAAACUCUGGUAGGGUUACGCCUGGUUUAGUUGGUCUUUCUGUUUCAUAUGCUUUGCAAGUGACACAGGCAUUAAACAGAGUCGUGCGUAUGAGUUCACGUAUAGAGUCUGAUAUUGUUUCUAUUGAAAGAGUUGAAGAGUACUCUUCUCUUCCAUCAGAAGCACCUGUGAUCAUUGAAUCUAACAGGCCAUCUAAGGAAUGGCCCCAUAAUGGUGCACUCUCCUUUGAUCACUAUUCCACUAGAUAUAGAGAUGAUUUAGACCUUGUGCUAAAGGAUAUCAACAUAUCCAUCAAUCCAAGGGAGAAAAUCGGAAUCGUCGGCAGAACUGGUGCUGGCAAAUCCAGUUUGACUUUAGCAAUCUUCAGAAUUAUUGAAGCAGUUAAAGGGAAAAUCAUUAUUGAUGAUAUCAAUACUGGUGAGAUCGGACUUUAUGAUUUGAGGUCGAAACUCUCCAUUAUUCCACAGGAUGCCCAAAUAUUUGAAGGUACAAUUCGGUCGAAUUUGGAUCCUAUUGACCAGUAUCCAGAUGAUGAUCUUUGGAACGCACUAAGGCUUUCUCAUCUCGCGGAGUACGUUAACGUGAUGUACAAAUCUUUAGAGGAUAAAUCCUCUGUGCACUAUAAUCCUCUUUUGAUAAAGCUCUCAGAGGGAGGAUCAAACCUUUCUGUCGGCCAAAGACAGUUGAUGUGUUUGGCUAGAGCGCUCUGUAAGAGUGAUUCCAAGAUUCUUGUUUUAGAUGAGGCCACUGCCAAUGUUGAUGUUCAAACGGACUCCAUUGUGCAGCAAACGAUAAGAUCUGCAUUUAAAGAGAGAACUAUUCUCACGAUUGCCCACAGAUUAAACACUAUUAUUGACAGUGAUCGGAUCAUCGUGUUGGAUAAGGGAAAAGUGGCUGAAUUUGACACGCCUGACAACCUCUUGAAAGACAAGUCAUCGUUGUUCUUCUCAUUAUGCAAGGAGGGUGGACUAAUCAAGAAAGAGUAA
Molecule: messenger RNA, 3975 nt
Organism: Brettanomyces bruxellensis
Lineage: Eukaryota; Fungi; Ascomycota; Pichiomycetes; Pichiales; Pichiaceae
Exons: 1
Coding region: 1-3975 (1324 amino acids)
Biological process (GO): transmembrane transport
Cellular component (GO): membrane
Molecular function (GO): ABC-type transporter activity; ATP binding; bilirubin transmembrane transporter activity
Source: RefSeq, a predicted model, not a curated record